Messenger RNA from Echinops telfairi (small Madagascar hedgehog), 1977 nucleotides. It is a transcript of the gene EGLN2, whose product is annotated as egl-9 family hypoxia inducible factor 2. The coding region runs from base 224 to 1465 and encodes 413 amino acids. Gene Ontology annotation, biological process: cellular response to hypoxia; peptidyl-proline hydroxylation to 4-hydroxy-L-proline. The transcript is spliced from 5 exons. Gene Ontology annotation, cellular component: nucleus; cytoplasm. The record is from RefSeq and is a predicted model, not a curated record. NCBI's taxonomy places the organism in Eukaryota, Metazoa, Chordata, Mammalia, Afrosoricida, Tenrecidae. Gene Ontology annotation, molecular function: peptidyl-proline 4-dioxygenase activity; L-ascorbic acid binding; ferrous iron binding.
GUGACUGGUCUCCUCCCAGGCCUCUAGGAAGAACAGAGGACUCGGGGACCAACUAGCACCUUUUGGGGCACUCGAGCCCCAGCCACCUGCCAGACUUGCCUCAUCCUGCCCCACGCCAGGCCCCGCUGCCCGCCGCCGCAUCAGUGGAGCAGGUGGUGGAGGAGGGUGGCAACAUGGGCCUGGGCCGUGCCCUCCAUGCCCUGGGGAUGAAGACGCUGCUGCCAUGGACAGCCCAUGCCAGCCUCAGCCCCUGAGUCAGGCUCACCCGCCAUUGCCAGGGUCUGUGUCAGAGCCCACCGAGGCUGGCCGGGCCAGGAUGGGGGUGGAGAGCUACCUGCCCUGUCCCCUGCUGCCCUCCUACCACUGCCCAGAAGCACCGGGAGAGGCCUCAGCCGGCAAUGGGGCCUCCCGAACUGCUGCCGCCGCCACUACCAGCCCUCUGGGAGAGGGCUUCGGCGGUCAGGAUGGUGGUGAGCUGCGGGCGCUGCGGAGUGAGGGCGCCGCAGCUCUGGUCACUAAGGGGUGCCAGCGACUGGCAUCUCAGGGUGCCCGGCCUGAGGCCCCAAAGCGGAAAUGGGCAGAGGAUGGUGGAGAUGCCCCUGCCCCCAGCAAGCGGCCCUGGGCCAGGCAGGAGCACCGGGAGGCAGCGGAGGAAGAGGAGGAGGAGGAAGAGGAGGAGGAGGAGGAAGGUGGCCGGGCCUGUGGCAGUGGCAAUGGGGAGGCGAGAGCCAGGCUGAAAGAGGAAGCGCUGCCCACCACCCUGGAGCGCCUGGCCCUGGACUACAUCGUGCCCUGCAUGCGGUACUACGGCAUCUGCGUCAAGGACAGCUUCCUGGGAGCGGCGCUCUGUGGCCGCGUGCUGGCCGAGGUGGAGACCCUGAAGCGGGAUGGGCGCCUGUGUGAUGGGCAGCUGGUGAGCCAGCGUGCCAUCCCGCCGCGCAGCAUCCGCGGGGACCAGAUCGCCUGGGUGGAAGGCCAUGAGCCAGGCUGCCAGAGCAUCGGGGCCCUCAUGGCGCACGUGGACACGGUGAUUCGGCACUGCGCUGGGCGGCUGGGGGGCUACGUCAUCAAUGGGCGGACCAAGGCCAUGGUGGCGUGUUACCCAGGCAACGGGCUGGGGUACGUGAGGCACGUAGACAAUCCCCACGGCGACGGGCGAUGCAUCACUUGCAUCUAUUACCUGAAUCAGAACUGGGACGUCAAGGUGCACGGCGGCUUGCUUCAGAUCUUCCCCGAGGGCCGGCCUGUGGUCGCCAACAUCGAGCCGCUCUUCGACCGGCUGCUCAUUUUCUGGUCUGAUCGGCGGAACCCCCAUGAGGUGAAGCCGGCCUAUGCCACCAGGUACGCCAUCACUGUCUGGUAUUUUGAUGCCAAGGAGCGGGCAGCAGCCAAAGACAAAUACCAGCUAGCGUCAGGACAGAAGGGAGUCCAAGUGCCGGUGUCACAGCCAGCCCCGCCCACUUAGUGACCAGCCCCUCGAGCUGCAUGGACAGACCAGAGAGCCAUGCUGGGGACCGCGCCUUCCCCACCACCACUGCUGCUGCCGCCUUUGCCUCUGCCCUGGCUGGUGUGGGGACCAAGGAGGAGAGCCUCUCUACCCUGUGAUGGGCUUUUGGCCUGGGCUCCUGACCUGGGGGUCCCAUCACCGGAGCUGGGGGUAGGCCUGUGCCCUGCUCUGGCGGUGUGGAGCACCGGAAUCGGGCAGUGCCAUUUGCUGCCAGAAUGCCCGAUUUGGGGUGGGGCAAGUCAUGGCCUCUUGCUGACAAAGGAUUGUGGGGAGCCGGGGGUGUGCGUGCACCCCAACCCUCCCUCCCUCCCUCCCUCCAGCCUGGAAUGUGAAGUGACUCCCCCACCCCUUGGGCUAGGGCACCUUUCCGAGGGGGGGGCUACCGCUGCCUGGGUAGAGGAAGAGGGCCCUGAAGGAGCAUGAGUGUAGAGAUUCAGCCAAGAAAGAAAUAAAAGUUUACCUCAGCUGCA